Messenger RNA from Peromyscus leucopus (white-footed mouse), 2196 nucleotides. RefSeq names its product triadin-like. The transcript is spliced from 8 exons. Gene Ontology annotation, cellular component: sarcoplasmic reticulum; membrane. Gene Ontology annotation, molecular function: signaling receptor binding. Bases 521 to 1393 code for a protein of 290 amino acids. Lineage: Eukaryota; Metazoa; Chordata; Mammalia; Rodentia; Cricetidae. The record is from RefSeq and is a predicted model, not a curated record.
CUUUCCACUCUUUAGUUCAUGUUUUCUGACACAGACCCCUGUAAUUAUCUCAGAGACAGUGCGGGGGCUUAGACAGUAUUCUCUAGAUACUUAGGCGUCUUCUUCCCCUUUUAUUUAUUUGUUUAUUUAUUUAUUUAUUAUUUUUUGCCUGUCUCUUUAGGGCUGGGAAGCCAGUGUGUGUGUGUGUGUGUGUGUGUGUGUGUGUGUGUGUGUUCCUCCAGAGUGCCAAAAAAAAAAAAAGUGCUGAAGAGAGUCCUAGGGAGAUGAGGCUAUUUUUGUUUGAAGCUGAUCCUUCUAGCUGAGCCACAAGUACUGCUUGGAAAGGGCUUAGGUUGUUUCCAGGGGGAGAACUCUGCAGAGAAGAGACAAAGUUCAACAGGACCACGAAAAGCAGCUGAAAACAGCCAGGAAGAGCGAGAGCCCUCCACUAGCCCUCUACCAGAGUUCUCUUAAUCCUACCAUAGUCUGCAAAGUACCACUUGACUGUAACUUUCCAACCUGAUUGACUUCUGCAUCCACCAUGACUGAGAUCACCGCUGAAGGAAGUACAUCUACAACAACAGCUGUGAUAGACAACAAAAAUGGAUCUGUGCCCAAGUCCCCUGGAAAGGUGCUGAAGAGGACUGUCACGGAAGACAUCGUGACGACCUUCAGCUCUCCCGCAGCCUGGCUUCUGGUCAUCGCUCUGAUCAUCACAUGGUCAGCGGUUGCUAUUGUUAUGUUCGACUUGGUGGAUUACAAAAACUUUUCAGCAAGCUCCAUUGCCAAGAUUGGCUCAGAUCCUUUAAAGUUCGUCAAUGAUGCUGUGGAGGAAACCACUGACUGGAUCUACGGCUUCUUUUCUUUGCUUUCUGACAUCAUUUCAUCUGAAGGUGAUGAGGAGGAUGAGGAUGCAGAAGAAGACAUUGAUAAAGGAGAAAUAGAAGAACCUCCCUUGAAAAGAAAAGAAAUACACAAAGAAAAGGCUGAAAAGCAGGAGAAACCUGAGAAGAAAAUACAAACUAAAGUUUCACAAAGAGAAAAGGAAAAAGGAAAAGAAAAAAUCAAAGAAGGAGAAAAACCCGAGAAGAAAGUAACCCACAAGGAGAAACUUGAGAAAAAAGAAAAAGGAGAGACAAAGGCAACGGCAAAAGAAGAGAAGAAAGUUAAGACUAAGGAAAAGACUGAAGACAAGACCAAGAAGGAAAUGAAAGUCGGGAAAAAGGAGAAAGGGAAGCCAGCAGCUGCAAAAGUAAAAGAAACGCCUCCAAAAACCCCACCAAAAGCCAGAGAGAGGAAUGACAAAGAGAUCACAGCUGUGCCUGAGCAUGAACAGAAAGGUAAACAUUCCGAGGAGGCGGCAGCCGGAGGUUCUAAGAGAAUCUUAGGCAAGAAGCAGAUGCAGUCAAAUUAAAAGCUGAAAAAGAAUAAAAUUAAACCUCAAAUGGGGUAAAAAGACACAUCCAAGCUGAUAUGCCUGGGAGGAAAUACAGUAAAUUGGGUAUUAACAUACUAAUAAAUAUACUAAAAUGUGUUCAAAUAGCUAGGUUUGUUUUCAAGUAUUUUAAGGGGUGUUGAGUGAGCACCUGGAGUUAUUUAAAUGUGGGGCUGAGUGCUAAAAUUUUGAGGAUUUCAAUCAGGAGUUGGAAUAACAAUUGAACAAUGUAUGUGUCAGACUCUGGAGAGAAAGGUGGUUUUAAAAAUUAACAGCCACCCUCAAGGAGUUGCUCAAGAAGCCAAUGUACAAAUCAUAUAGAAGAAAAAAAAAAUCAUGAAAACUUUACAUCCUUAAUAUUGCUGCAAUGAUAGCAUUCAGAAUAUGCACAUUAAAUUACCAGUUCAUUUAAUUGUUGCAGGAAACCUGUUGUAAGAAAAAGAAGUGUCAGGGUGCUUUUUUAGUCCCCUUAAAAAAUCUUUAGGAAGCUCUGCAUAGAACAGGUGUGCUCUUCUUCAAGUAUGACGUGUUUACUCACUUCCCAGAAAUAUAAUGUGUAAAUGGAGAUGAAAUUCUUUACAGAAAGGUGCUGUAUGAAUAUAAAGUGGCCUCUUUGUCCCACCAUUAAAGUCCUUUUGAUUUCUCCAUCCCAAAAUUCAUUCUUCUGUCCAGGUUGCCACAAAUCCUAGUCAGAACACAGAGUCUGCUCAAUGGGAACUGUUUCUGAGAAUGAUGCCUUUUGUUACAAAUGUUACAAAAUAAAAAUUUCCUUUAUUCUGGUA